AAAAUCACGCCUUGAUCUUCUGCUCUCUAUAUCUUUUGCCUUAGUCUUCCAUAACGGAUCUCCCAGGAACUUUGCUGUCAGCGGCUGCCCACUGGUUCCGAAGCACAUUUCCUUGAUCAAUGAUGUCCCUUCAUGAUACGCGGGACCCAAAUGUUCAGAUGGACACUAGCUCCCUCCAAUCGCCAUCGAAUACCCUUUCUCUAGGUUACCAACCUCUCGUUCCUCAACGCCCUAAGGAUCCUCUUAUACAAAAUACCAUGUCUCAUACCCCGCGUGAAGCUAUUUCCAUCUUCCAACGACCGGCGGACCCUAACGCUCUCCACCUCUCUCUUGCAGAUACCUCUCCUUCUUCCACUGGAAUGCAUUCAAUGGAUGUACUUGAUACAACUACCUCAUCGCGUGCACCAGCACCUGGCUUUAUUUCUGAUUUUCCUUGUCGAAAUAUCUCAUACAGCUCAAUGUCGAGAAUGGAUAGUCAUCUUACCCUUCACUCCCCGCAAAGCGCCACCUCGGGCUCCAGCGGUCCUUCAUCCGCCGUCCAUGGCGUGUCAUCUGCAUAUACCAUGAGUACCUCGUCCAUCAUGGUCAAUGGACAGUCUAUGAUCCAAUCUGUGCAUGCCGGGGCGUUGGAUUCUUCAGGGUCUCCGGGGGCUUUGGGCAAUCCAGCUUCUGAGCUGGCGUUUCCCCCUUUAAGCAAUAGCUCGUCAAAACCGACACAAGACCCAGGUUUUAUCUUUCCCCCCCCAGACGUGCCUGAUUUGUUCAGUGGGCGCGACAGCUCGCCAGAGACACCCGGUGACUCACACUUACUGGUCGUCGGAGACAUACUUAAAACUAUUGCGCACACCGCGCAAUCAGCAAGUACAGCAUGUUCUCGUGGUCAGGGUCUUGAGGCCAACGUCAGAAUUGAUGAGCUCAAGAAGACUAUUACACUGGUCUCCGAGCUUAUUGCUGCCACAAAAAUUGCGGAUACCCCAGCCAUAUCACGCAAUCCUUCGCCUCGACGCUUUUCUUUGUUGGGCGCAAAUUCCAACGUUUCCCCGUCCACACAUGGCGUAGUUCCUCUAACGCAAGAGCAAUUGGCGUCGGGCAUGCACUUUUCCUCUGCAGCAGACUUAGGUACUAUGGAUGGUCAAAGUAAUGGUGAUCUUGCAGACAUGUCUCGGAAACGAUGUGCUUCGUCGAUGGCCGGUGACCGUGUUAUCAAGGCGCCAAAGCGUGAGCCGCAAGAGGACACGCCACUUCAUAUCAUCCCUCCACCAGUGUCCAGCCAACAGCCCUUCUCUUCUGCUGUUGCGGCCCCCAUGACUGACAUACGAUCUGCGGCUUCAUAUGCUCCUGCAAACGCGUCUGCAGAUUCAGCUUCCCGGCCAACAAGCUCCGCAGGUCAACCUCCCAUAGCAGGGUACGGUUUAAUUUCACAUCAACCGCCCGCCGCAUCCAUGGGCUUUUCGAUACCCAUAUCUUCAGCACCGCCUCCCUCAUCUACGGAAUUCAUUUCAACGUCACCGCUAUCGACAACCAUGCCACAUUCUGCUCAUUUCCCCCCUCCCCCCACCGUCCGGACCUCGUGGUCAGACAGUGCUGCCACAUUACCUCAUCGCAGCCAUCAGCAUUCACUUUCGGGUAGUUCCCUCAACGCCGGCAUCAAUUUUCAUUCGAUACCCAGCAAUAACUCGCCUCUCGGACCACUCCCAUUUUCAACAACCGGAACAUUCCCUUCAUCAUCUUCACAGCCACGUUCUCUCACGAAUACCGGCUCGGGCAUUACCCCGCCAAUUGGCAGGGUUUCUAGAUCCAGCUCUUUCACGACUAGCAAUGUAAAUCCAUUGGCGUUCGGAAUAUCCGAGGUAACUCCCUCCAAUGCCCUUGAUUUUUUGAAUUCAGCACCGCCUACUGCACAAUCGCUUGGGUCGCAUAGUCCAACUUCAUCUCUUGAAGGAGAACAUGACGAGUCCGAUGUCUCGCACAGCCCGCCUGAGUCCUCAGGAUUGAGGACGAUUUCUCACCAUUCAAGUUCAUCUCGCACUGUCACGGGGUAUGACGUUCGUUCAUGUUCUCUCGUUACACGACAAUCUACAGAGAAUUUGUCUCCGACAUCAACGCAAGGGCACAGCAAUGAAGUUCCGCAAGAAUAUCGCGCGGAAGUUGACCGUAUCUUCUUCGAGUUCUUGAAUAGUAUUUGUUCAAAUUUGGAUGCCACCGAUGCGAAAGGGGAGCCGAUACAUCAAACAUUAAUGGCAAAGAAAAUGCAACGUCUAGAUGAGUCACCUGAUUUUCGACCAUUUAAAUUCCGGAUACAGGCUUUCACAAAUGCAUUUUUGGAAGAGCUGGCCAAACAAGGUUACCCAGAAGAGAAAAUUCCUAUGAAGAAGAUCCGCAACUACCUAUGGAACCAACCGUAUAUCUCGCGCUUCAACGAGGAUGGUAAAAAGACCAAGUCUAAGGGUAAUCAUAUUUGGAACAUAGAUGCAAAGAAGAGCCCUCAUGAUGGCACUUGGACUUUUCGCCCUUUUCAUCGGAAAGUGGCUGGCUCACCGCCUGGUGUUGCUUACGUUGGCCUUCGGUGGUCUUGGGCACCUCGUAUAUGGGAUCCACAGGCGUCGCGAUCAAAUUUGAUAGUUACGUACACCUCGCCGUCCCUCCCAUCCUGGCUAUUUUGGGAAGACGAUGUGCUGUCAGGAACGCCUCCUCCGGACGCAGAGAGCUGUGACAUCACGGUUGUGGCCCGUUAUGUUCAAGAUGGGCAAGAAGAGCUGCUGACGCAGACCUUCCAUCUUAAUAUUGUGCCUGUCUCGAACCUUGACACCUCGUUCUCUGCCUCGCGUCGCGGUUCUAUGAAUGGGGAGAUGCACAAGCCACGUCGGGUGGCAACUGAUUCCACAGUUCCUCAGGCAUCUCCCAGGCCGUUAAGGUCCCAACCAUCGUCUGGUCUGGUGUCACCAGUUGCCACGCGUGAUGCGCAAGUGAUUCAAGUGCUGACGUCAGCUGCUCAGCGUGUCGCUCAAGAAGCUCAGUCCCAAAUAAUCUCUUCCGCGAUACCAGGCGAGCCCGGCCCUGAGCUGCAGGCCCUCGCGAAGCAACAGCAUGUGUUGACAAUUACCGCACAAGCGUUCGACCAAGAAGUGACUGGUCAACAACGGUCGGAGAUUGGCCCACAGGCAACUACUGUAUUAGCAGCAGCGGCACAACAGGUCGUAUUCCAGGCCGCGCGCCAAGUAGUUGCGGAUCGCUCUGCUGCUGUUGCGAGUCAGAUCUCCGCGGGUUUCACUCCCCCACCUGAUGCUGCUACACAGGUGACUGUUAAUGAAGUGUCAGUUGCCACGCAAUCAGCCGUUGCACAGGCUGUCGAAAUCACUGGACCGUUAUCCAACGAGGUUGACGUCCUGAUGACGGCAAGUUCCUUGUUGCAACAGCAGAUUAGAGCUCCACCCCAUCAUAUCCAGCAACCAUGACCGCUCAAUCCAGUGUUGGUGUCGUUCAUUAUCCAUCUGCUAUGUCUUCUGGUAGCUUAUCAAAUUUUGGUCAACUAUCAUGAUGCUCCGCGAUUCUUAGCAUAUCUCAUUUAGGGUUUUGGGACUCAUUAUGUGUCGUUGGGUUAUCUGCUUAUCUCACUUACUUCAUCAUCUCCUAUAGAGAUCCGGCACGGCAUUCAA
This is a messenger RNA of Suillus subaureus, 3656 nucleotides long. RefSeq lists its product as uncharacterized. Lineage: Eukaryota; Fungi; Basidiomycota; Agaricomycetes; Boletales; Suillaceae. Gene Ontology annotation, cellular component: membrane. Gene Ontology annotation, molecular function: calcium ion binding. The transcript has 8 exons. The record is from RefSeq and is a predicted model, not a curated record. Bases 120 to 3455 code for a protein of 1111 amino acids.